GUCUGGAGUUGACAGAGCGAGAACCGAGCUACAAGUGUCUGCGCUACUGCACCGAAACUGGGCGAAAACUCUACAUUUUACCCCGCUGCCACCCUGGAUUAAACCUGACAUCUUUAUUUUUUGUGAAUUUAAACGCACACGCUAUCAUCUUGGAAAAAAGUGAGGUUACGAUGGCUUCGCGGGUGACCGAACUUCCCAGCUCCUAAACACGCCCAUCCACUGACCUCUACGCAGUUGCUCAUCCUCGUGCGGAGACGGAGAGAGAGGCAUGACCACCUCCCACCUGAACGGCCAUGUGUCGGGGGAGGGAGGGGACGACGAGCUGAGGGGAGGGCACAGGGAGAUGGCUGUGGACUGCCCAGGCGAGUUAGGCAGCCGCACUCUGCCCCUAAGACGGUCUGCCCAACUGGAGAGGAUACGCCAGCACCAGGAGGACCUUCGGAGGCGGAGGGAGGAGGAGGGUCGGCAGCUGGACUUGAACGCAUCGCUCAGACUCAGAAAACUGUCCCAGAAUCCUCAGAUCGGUAUCGACAACCCCACGUUCCUCCAGGACUCCCUCUUACCUCAGCCCCUGCCCCAAAGCCAGGCCCAUGCACUCCUGGAGUUGGAGGAGCUGUUGUUUUCACUGAAGCAGAUCCGAGGCUGUUUAUCUGAUCAGCAGAGUCAAAAUGACAUUGAGCUGGUCCUCGCACUGUUGAACAAGUCUGAUUUCCAGUCUGCUCUGAAAAUCCACAAUGCGGUGGCGAGCAGCAUGCACAAACCCUCCCCUCCAUACCCACACACGCACCAGGCGCUUCCUCUGGCCAUGGAGGUCAGAAAUCUCAUUCAGACGAAUUCGAACAAAGAAGGACUUGAACUCAGCAUACUUUUGUCAGAUGCUCACCUCCAGUCUUUACUCCUGGCCCAUGACACCAUAGCAGAGACAGAGAUGCAGCCUGAAGCGGUGCCCACACAGGGAGAGACUCUGACCCAGUGGGGUGGAGAGACCGUGAAGCUUGUCCGGAUUGAGAAAGCACGAGACAUUCCCCUGGGAGCCACAGUUCGUAAUGAGAUGGACAGCGUUGUGAUCAGCCGAAUCGUUCGUGGAGGAGCAGCUGAAAGGAGUGGGCUUUUGUCUGAAGGAGACGAGAUACUGGAAAUCAAUGGCAUUGAAAUCAGAGGAAAGGACGUCAACCAAGUCUUUGACAUCCUCGCCGACAUGCACGGCCUCCUGACCUUUGUGCUCAUUCCCAGCACUCAGACCAAACCUCCUCCGGUAAAAGAGUCUGUGGUCCAUGUGAAGGCGUAUUUCGACUAUGACCCCUCUGAUGACCCCUAUGUCCCCUGCAGAGAGCUGGGUCUGUCCUUCCAAAAGGGCGACAUCCUCCACAUUAUCAGCCAGGCUGACCCCAACUGGUGGCAGGCAUAUAGGGACGGGGAUGAGGACAACCAGCCCCUAGCGGGACUAGUGCCAGGAAAGAGUUUCCAGCAGCAAAGGGAAGCCAUGAAACAAACGAUAGAAGAAGACAAAGAGCCUGAGAAGCCUGGUAAAUUGUGGUGUGCGAAACAGAAGAAGAAGAAGAGGAAGAAAAUGCUUUAUAACAUGCACAGGAAUGAUGAUCUUGAUAACGAUGAGAUCCUGACCUAUGAGGAGAUGGCUCUGUACCACCAGCCGGCGAACAGGAAGCGUCCGAUUGCUCUGAUUGGUCCAGCAAGCUGUGGUCAGAGCGAGCUGAGACAGAGGCUGCUCCACAAUCAUCCAGACAGAUUCGCUGGAGCCGUGCCACACACAACAAGGAGCAGGCGUGACGGAGAGCUGAGCGGUCGGGAUUACCAUUUUGUGUCCAGACAAACGUUUGAGACAGAGCUAGCGGCAGGAAAGUUGAUUGAGUCUGGAGAGUUUGAGAAGAAUCUUUAUGGGACCAGCACAGACUCAGUUCGACAGGUUAUCAACACCAGCAAGAUCUGUGUGCUCUGUCUGCACACACAGGCUCUGAAGGUGUUGAGGAAUUCAGAUUUAAAGCCUUACAUCAUCUUCAUCGCUCCUCCCUCGCAAGAGCGACUGCGUGCCCUGCUGGCAAAAGAGAACAAGAACCCGAAGCCUGAGGAGUUGAGGGACAUCAUAGAAAAAGCCCGGGAGAUGGAGCAGAGCUGCGGACACCUGUUUGACGCCAUCAUCGUGAACACAGACCAGGACAAAGCCUACAACGAACUCCUCAGACUCAUCAACAAACUGGACACAGAGCCGCAGUGGGUGCCUUGCUCCUGGCUACGCUAAUGCUAAUAAUGCUAAUGCUAACAAUACAAAACUGGCACAGGCUCAAGGUUUACACUGUAAAAACAAAAUAUGUGAGUUAAAAUGAGUUGGAUUCAAAAUAUUUAACUUGAUUUGAAUAGUUUUUGACAUUUUUUAGUCGAUAGGUCUAAAUCUUGAACUUAUUUUGAUGUAUUUUUUUUCUUGUUUUUUAGCUAAAUUACUUGUCCAUGGAGUAUGACUUUUUGACUUAAGUUGACUACGUACAAUUUCUUCCUUCACUGAAAGAUAUUUGGAGUGAAAAAAGUACACUGGAAGUAUUAACUGUCAAAAACUACUCAAAACAAGAUUGAUAUUCGCAGUUAAAGCGGUUUAAACUCAUGUAGAUAUUUCCUUAUUGCAGUGUAAACUGUUUUCUAUCUGGACUUCUAUUCACCUUAUUUUGGAAGUUGCCAUGGGCGCCACCAUUAUCAUUCUAGUUGUAUCAUUUUCAUAGCCAUGUCCAUUUAUAUUUACAAUCUAACUGCUCCGGCUACAUCGACUCCAAUUCACUUUACAUUGAAAAACUGUGUCCCUUCUCUCUGUAACUACCGCACUGAGCCUUGUCAUUUUGGUCUUAAAAUGUUCGUAUUAAUCAUUUUUUAUUUCACUAUUGUGACUGUAAAUCAAGAUAUGAACAUUAAUAACAGACAGAUUAGGUGCCUUCUUUCCCAGAAGUUGCACCUGCUAGCGUUAGCAGCACUGUCAGCUACUGCUAAACCAGCAAUGUGGGCGGGAAGGGGAAUUACCUUCAACAGCCACGCUCUGGAUUUCCUCUUUGGUUGCUAUGAUACUCGCGGUAGAAAUUCCAAACAUGGAAUUCUGCUCCACAUUGGCCCCUAUAACUGCUAGUCUCGAUGAGCUUCAUCUGACUGGGUGAUGCCAAAGUCCACUUCUUUAUACCCUCUAUGAAUAUUUUAAAGCCUUUCAGAGAAUUGAUGCAGUGUUGACUUGAGAACAUUUUACACAAAUCAAUCUACUUUAUUUCAUAUUUUAGUGGCAAAACUAUUCUCAAAUUCUUCAUUAAAAUAAAUAGACUUCCUGCUUAACUGGAAAUGCCAAAACAGCAGAACAAAAGAUGAAAUCGUGUUUUGCUAUGGAUCACACCUGGAUGACUGAGGCAUUACACAGAUAAAACUGAAAAAUGUGUGUUAGUAGCAGUUAGAAGUAAAGAGGCAGAAAAAGGUGAAUAGAUUUAUAGCCUGUAGGGAUGGAGAGAUAUUGAGAUACACAUUUCUGGAUUAUAAACUGGACCUGUUUUACUGCUGCUGCACACCACUUUAAGAACACUUAAAUACAACAAUUUACCACAAACUUACCACAAAAAAAAAUAUUGACAGAAGGACUUGAACUGCUCUCAACUAUACUGUGACUGGAGAGGACAACAAUAGGUUUUAAGAUUUUAUUUUCCCCUUUUUUCAUCUUUUUAAAUACAUUUUUUAGUCUCCUCUUAUUAUUAAACCAGUGUCCCAGUAAUUUGGCAGAUUUUUAAGGCAAGAUGCCCUUCCUGUUGCUACCAACCACAUAUAUAUUUUCUACUUAAAAUAUAAAUAUUUCCUGCUUAAAAUAUAAAUAUAUAUUCAAGUACCAUUCAACAUAAUUUAUUUAUUCUUACUAUUCAAUUCUGUGUCUCCAUUUAAAAACCUCUAAAUUCAAACUGGCAACAUUAAACACUACUUUAAAGGUAGGCUAUGUAACGUUUUGGGUCUCCAUGGAGAUAUCAUUGCUUUACCUGUCUCGCAGUAUGGCAUUAAACAUAUUUAUGUUGCUUGUAUUCAACUGAUACCUUAUAAAACAUGCAUUUUGACUAUGAGUGGUGGCCUUUCCACAAACCUGACUGGUAACGUGUCCUCUUGGCAUCUUCAUGAAAACGACUUUAAUCUGAAACUGUGAAAUAUUCCAGGCAAAGCAAUGACAUCACCAUGGAGACAAUCAGGUGGUGACCAUACAAACCACAUGACUCUACCUUUCAUGAAUUAUUCUGUUCUUUUUGAUAAUUUUUAUGUUCAUUUUUUAUCCUAAGAAAAUUUCAGUUGUUCAAAUUAAAGAUAAUAAAAUAAUUACGCAAAUCUUUGUAAACUUCUAAUUUACAGCUUUUAUACAAAUAUGGCUGCAGGUCUGUCUCAGCCAUGUGAAAAAGACAAAAUGUGAAAGGCACAUAUUUGAAAUUUAAAAAUUUAAAAGUUAAUUACUUUUAAUGAAGAAAAUGACACUACUUAAUCCGUAGCAGCAGUGCUUUAGCUGUGACUGGACAAAUGACUGUUGUCAACCUGCAGUAGACUCUACACACAGUUGUUUUAAGCUCCUAUAUUAUGCUAUAAUGUACUUUUAUUUCAUUAUAUUAUGCUAUAAUUUACUUUUAUUUCAUUAUACCCAUGGCAUAAGUUUUUCAAAGUUUUUUUUUUUAUUAAUUGCAAUCAAAUUUUGCCUUAAGUCCAUCACAAAU
Periophthalmus magnuspinnatus is the source of this 4718-nucleotide messenger RNA. RefSeq names its product protein associated with LIN7 1, MAGUK p55 family member a (gene pals1a). The transcript has 17 exons. Gene Ontology annotation, cellular component: plasma membrane; adherens junction. The record is from RefSeq and is a predicted model, not a curated record. Gene Ontology annotation, biological process: morphogenesis of an epithelial sheet; generation of neurons; establishment or maintenance of epithelial cell apical/basal polarity. Gene Ontology annotation, molecular function: protein binding. NCBI's taxonomy places the organism in Eukaryota, Metazoa, Chordata, Actinopteri, Gobiiformes, Gobiidae. Bases 269 to 2257 code for a protein of 662 amino acids.